Messenger RNA from Hemicordylus capensis (graceful crag lizard), 2427 nucleotides. RefSeq names its product vomeronasal type-2 receptor 26-like. Gene Ontology annotation, molecular function: G protein-coupled receptor activity. Gene Ontology annotation, cellular component: membrane. The transcript is spliced from 6 exons. The record is from RefSeq and is a predicted model, not a curated record. Lineage: Eukaryota; Metazoa; Chordata; Lepidosauria; Squamata; Cordylidae. Bases 229 to 2427 code for a protein of 732 amino acids. Gene Ontology annotation, biological process: G protein-coupled receptor signaling pathway.
AUCUCUGACCCUCUUCCUAUUCUUCACAAGUUCUAUCAGCCAGGAGACUUCCUCAUCAUUGGCAUCAUUUCUCAGAUCUACGUCUUUUCCUCUCCAGCAACUUUUGAAAAACAGCCCUCUCCUGAACUUUAUGAUGACAUUCUCCAUUUUAAUCAAAGAUGGACCAUUCAUGCUUCACUGGAACUUCUUUCCACAAAGAACAGAUUCAUCCCAAACUACAAAUGUGACAUGCAGAACAAUCCUUUAGCAGUAAUUGGGGGACCAAACUCUGAUGUCUCUCUCCCCAUACCAACGAAUCUCUGCAUCUACAAGAUUCCACAGCUCAUAUAUGGCGGCACUCAAGUGAUGAAAAACGACUUCCUCCACUGGAUGUUUCCAAAGGGGAUUCAUCAAUACAAGGGGAUUCUCCAGUUACUCUUGCAUUUUGAGUGGACAUGGAUUGGGUUUAUUUAUUUGCAAGAUGACAAUGGAGAGAGAUUUGUACAGGAUAACUUGCAUAUGUUUUCUGAGAGAGGCAUCUGCUUUGCCUUUAUAGAAAGAGGUCCACCAUUUGCUUUUUCCAAUGACAUUGCUACAACAGUGGAGGUGGCAUUGACAAAAAUGAACACUGUUUCAGAAAGCACUGCCAAUGCAUUGGUCAUAUAUGGUGAAAUACAGACCAUGUUGGUUUUCAUACUAAUGCACAACUUGGCAGACUUGGAGAAUAUACCAGUUAAGGCAAAAGGUAAAGUCUGGAUUAUGAUUGCUCAGAUGGAUUUCACAUCACUUGGAUCUGAAAGAAGUAUGGAUCUUCACUCCCUCCAUGGGGCUCUUUCCUUUGCAUUGCACACAAAAGAGGUGUUAGGAUUCCGGCAAUUUCUUCAGAUGAGAAACCCAAUUUCAGAGAAAGAUGAUGGUUUUCUCAGGGUCUUUUGGGAAGAUGCAUUUAAUUGUCAUUUCCCCAACAACAUUGCAGAUGAGAAGGCUGAGGAAACCUGCACCGGGGAGGAGAAGUUGGAGACUCUUCCUGGAUCUGUUUUUGAAAUGAGCAUGACUGGCCACAGCUAUAGUGUCUACAAUGCUGUCUAUGCUGUGGCAUAUGCUUUGCAUGCCAAGCAUUCAUCUGAAUCUAAUCAAAGAGGAAGGGUGGAUGCAAGCAGACGAAACCUUCCGUAUCAACUGCCAUGGCAGCUCCACCACUAUCUGAGACGUGGAUCAUUUAACAACAGUGUUGGGGAGAAGGUUUCUUUUGAUGAAAAUGGGGAAUUAGUUGCUGGAUUGGACAUCAUCAACUGGGUCACAUUCCCAAACCAUUCCUUCUGUAGACUUCAAGUUGGAAAGAUAGAACCAGAGGCUCCCCCAGACCAGGUAUUCACCAUUCAAGAGGAUGCCAUUCAUUGGCCCAGCAGAUUUAACCAGGCACAGCCCCUUUCUGUGUGUAAUGACCAUUGCCAUCCUGGUUAUAGUAGGACAAAGGGAGAAGGAAAGCCAUUUUGCUGCUAUGAUUGCCUUCCAUGCCCAGAAGGAAAAAUUUCCAACCUUAAAGACAUGGAUGACUGCAUCCAAUGUGCAGAAGAUCAUUAUCCAAACAAUGGCCAGGAUUUUUGUAUCCCCAAGACCAUCAGCUAUCUCACUCAUGAAGAACCAUUGGGGAUCAGUUUGAGCAUUUUUGCUCUGUCCUUUACUUUCAUCACAGCUUUUGUGUUAAGAAUCUUCAUUAAGCACAAGGACACUCCCAUUGUAAAAGCCAACAACCGCAGCCUCACCUACACUCUCCUCAUCUCCCUCCUUCUCUCCUUCCUUUGUGCUUUGCUCUUCCUUGGCAAGCCUGAAAGGAUCACAUGUUUCCUGCGACAAGCUGCUUUUGCCAUCAUCUUCUCUGUGGCAGUUUCUUGCAUCUUGGCUAAAACCGCCAUUGUAGUUCUAGCUUUCAUGGCCACCAAGCCAGGGUCCAGCAUGAGGAAAUGGGUGGGGAAGAGAUUGGCCUACUCCAUUGUUCUUUGCUGCUCUCUCAUUCAAGUCACAAUUUGUACAGUGUGGCUAGCAACUUCCCCACCAUUCCCAGAUCUAGACAUGACCUCCAUGGCUAAAGAAAUGAUCCUGGAAUGUAAUGAAGGCUCCACUGCCGUGUUUUAUUCUGUGCUGAGUUUCCUAGGUUUCCUGGCUACAGUGAGCUUCAUUUUGGCUUUCUUGGCCAGGAAGUUACCUGACCGUUUUAAUGAAGCCAAGUUUAUCACCUUCAGCAUGUUGGUCUUUUGCAGUGUCUGGUUAUCCUUUAUUCCAGCCUACUCGAGCACAAGCAGGAAAUACAUGGUAGCUGUGGAAAUAUUUUCCAUCUUGGCAUCUAGUUCUGGGUUACUCUCUUGUAUCUUUUUCCCAAAAUGUUUUGUAAUUUUGCUAAGACCUGAUAUGAACCAAAGGGGAGAGCUGAUAAGAAGAAAGAACUAA